Messenger RNA from Drosophila ananassae, 724 nucleotides. RefSeq names its product protein D2. The coding region runs from base 44 to 697 and encodes 217 amino acids. The transcript has 2 exons. The record is from RefSeq and is a predicted model, not a curated record. NCBI's taxonomy places the organism in Eukaryota, Metazoa, Arthropoda, Insecta, Diptera, Drosophilidae.
UGUUUACCAAUUGUUUAGCAGUUUCUUUCAACCAGCAAACACAAUGAUGAUUCGCCAGUUGCUGUUAAUCUUCUUAAGAAUUUGUUUAAGCCUCAGCAGGAGCUCAUUGGACACGGAGGUGGGAAAGUUUAUGAGGUCCAUGGACAUUAUACCAGAUGUCAUAGAGGUGGGACCGCAGGACUUUCUUAAUAUCACGUACCAUGGCUAUAUUAAGGUAGAUCGCGGUAAGGAAUUGGAACCAAUGCAAGUUCGGGAUCAACCAGCAGUGACAUGGCCAGCCUCAUCGGAUGGCUACUACACCCUGAUAAUGAUCGAUCCUGAUAUGCCCAAUACUAUUCAUCCUGUUGACCGGGAGUUUCUGCACUGGAUGGUGGUCAACAUUCCCGGAAAUUUAGUGUCACUGGGCGAUGUUCGUGUGGGAUAUGUGGGUGCCAUUCCGAUGCAGGGAAGCGGAUCCCAUCGAUACGUUACUUUGCUUUAUAAACAGAAGGAAUACACAAAGUUCGACUUUAAGAGGUUGCCCAAGCAUGUCCUAAACGGUCGUAAUAGAUUCCGCACUAGCGCCUUUGCGAGGAAAUAUAAAUUUAGUUAUCCAGUAGCUGGAAACUUUUUCACCGCCAGUUGGAACACCGAUGUUCCCGAAUUGAUUAAAACCAUAAGAGUUCAUACCGUUUCCAAUAUGGGGUUAAGUUAUUAAGUAUAAUUUUGUUUACAAUUUCCGAGU